UUUUUUAAAUAAUUUUCUUUUUCAGUGUUAUUGCAAACUUUUUGCCAUGUUUUCCCACUCGGAUUAUAAAGAUCCUUACGAACCUCCAUUGUCUCCAACAAUUAGAAUUGAACGACCUUUUUGGGUGCCUUGCUAUAAAGAAUAUAAUGGUCGUCCAGAAUGGUGGGCAGAACUUGGAUAUAAAGACGAAAUGUUGAGAAGGGGAAUGUCCCGUGGAAUUCGUUAUGAUCAUCGCGAACGGGAUAAUUAUUGGUAUGAUCCAAAAGUACCUGAUGGAACUUCGGUUGUUGGGCCGUUUGGGCUUGAUACGCAAUAUCAUAGAAAUUUGACUAAAAAAGGGGAUCAACCAAUGACGUUUGAUGAACAUCAAAAGAAGGUUACUGAAAGCUCUGGUCAAUACAAAAAUAUUAUAAACAAUUUUGACAUAAGCCCUGAACAUCCUGGAUUUGCCCUAUCUCCACUUUUGGAUAAAUAUAAAGAAGAAUAUCGAACACUUGGAACUCAUUUUAAAUUACACAAUUUUUUGCAAACACAUAGAGGUCCCCGGUUUUGGGAUAAACCAAUGAAUGAAGGUUGUAUUGAGAAGGGACUUGCGCUUGUUAAAUAUAUUGCUGUUGCAUCUUUCGCUGCGGCUUAUUUGGAUCGUGGAAAAAAAGAUUUAAAAGUUUUGGUUAAUUGGACGGGUAUUUGCAAGGAUUGGGCAUUCAGAUUUUUUCCUGUUCCUGCUGCUUUGGGAAUGACUUUUGGUGUUACUGCUUGUACUUCUGCAAAGAUUAGACAUAUUGAUGAUACUUGGAAUUGGACUAUUGCGUCUGUUGUGACUGGUGCACUUCAUGCUACGAUGCGUGAUUUUAAGUUACAACGAGCACUUUUUACUUCAAUUCCUUUAAUUACUCUAUUUUCUUAUUAUCAACAUGUACGUACAAUUCAAUGGGGAACUCAAGGAAUGCCUUUCAGUCGAAUGUAUAGCGGUCACUUUUCUCCUUAUACUGGACCUCUUGGUUGGAAAAGCUUUCAUCUUACUUCUGUUGAUCAGACACGAUUGAAUUAUAUGCCAGAUGCGUGGAAAUAUUGUUCAAAAUAA
This is a messenger RNA of Meloidogyne enterolobii, 1084 nucleotides long. NCBI's taxonomy places the organism in Eukaryota, Metazoa, Nematoda, Chromadorea, Rhabditida, Meloidogynidae. The record is from the annotation of a GenBank genome assembly.